This is a messenger RNA of Helianthus annuus (common sunflower), 1305 nucleotides long. RefSeq names its product F-box protein At5g07610. Bases 1 to 1305 code for a protein of 434 amino acids. The record is from RefSeq and is a predicted model, not a curated record. Gene Ontology annotation, molecular function: protein binding. NCBI's taxonomy places the organism in Eukaryota, Viridiplantae, Streptophyta, Magnoliopsida, Asterales, Asteraceae. The transcript has a single exon.
AUGGAGCCACCACUCAACAAACUGUCGCCGGACAAUCAUCCGUUGCCGGAGGCUGUUACAACGGCGUCGGAAAACAACAACAACGAACGAACCCUAGCAUUCAUCAAACAAAUAGCAAACAAUUCAACUUCCUGUCGUUCAUCUUCAUCAUCCACCGAGUUAAUCGCCUCCAGCGAAGAUCUUCUCACCGAAAUCUUCCUCCAGUUACCGGUAAUCUCACUCAUCCGAUUCACAUCCGCAUCAAAACAAUGGUAUUCCUUAAUCAAAAGCCCUAAUUUCUCUCUCAUCCGAAACCCUAACCUCGAUCCACCUUCCGGCCUGUUCUUCGAAGGUUGGGAUGCCAGAUCUAAAUAUCAUUACGUGCCGUUACAAACCGGCAAUUCUGAUCAUUCCGUUAAUUCCGUUAUUAAGCCUCCGUUUACAACCCUAGGGUUUGAUACCGGCGUUAUUAAGAUUUUACAAUCAUGCAAUGGUUUAUUGUUAUGUGGAAAUGAUUUACAAACGUAUUAUGUGUAUAAUCCGACAACCAGUAGGUUUGUUACACUUCCGAAACAUAAUAAUUAUAAUUCGGAUACCAGUUGUUAUAUGACAUUAGCUUUUGAUCCUACAAAAUCAUGUCAUUAUAAAGUAGUGUGCAAUUAUAUGUAUAAGGCUAUGAUGAUUGAGAUUUACUCGUCGGAAACGGGGAAAUGGAAGGUGUUGAAUGAAUGUAUGGAUGAUUUGGUGGAUGUGGAUCGCGGUGUGUAUGGGCAUAACGCGAUACAUUGGAUGAGUUUUCCGAAUCGGCUGGUUUAUUUGAAGUUGGAUGAGGAGGUGGUUAAUUAUAUUGAUAUAGAUACUCCGGAUACGAGUGUUUAUGGGACGAUUCUUGAUGAGUUUUUAGCGGAGUCGUGUGAUGGGAUGCUGCUUGUUGUACGGUGUUGUAGGAUGAGGAGAUUGAAUGUUUAUGAAAUAAAGAGGGAUUAUUCGGAGUGGCGGAUUAAGUAUCAUGUUGAUCUUGAAGAGGUUAUUAGGGUUUAUCCGAAUAUGGUGACGCGUCUUGGGCUUCAUUUUAUUGUUCAGGCGCUUGUGGUGGGGGAACGGGAAGAAGAUUCGUUUGUUGUGUUGGAGCUUCCUGGGAAGCUUAUACAGUAUAAAUUUAUGGUGAAUACAAUCUUCCAGCUUUGUGAUUUUAGCAAGAAGAGUCAUCAUCAAGGUGGGUUCUUUCCGAAGACUAUCUUCCAGCUGUCUGAUUUUACACCUGAGAAUCGUCGGUUUAUCAAUGGAAGCUGUUUCCCUUUCAUUCCGUCGUUGGCUGCCGUCUGA